UCAUGUUAUCGCUUUUAUUAGCGGCAAAUUUAAAAAUGUAAAAGAAGUAAUUUUUCUAUAUACACAAUGGCUAAAGUUCACUCUGAAGAAGAUUGGUUCAAUAAUAGUCAAGAAUCUAGAAAUCCGUGGUCAACGUCGUCUUCUUACAUCGAUCUAGGAUCUUUGGGAAAAGUAAUUUCUUUGGCAGAAAGAACCAAUCAGUUGAAGGGCAAAGCAGAUCAAGAUAAGAUAAGGGAAAAGGCUAAAACAACAUCUUCGUCCAUAAAACUAAUUGAACAGCUUGAGAAGUUGGCGAAAUUAGAAACAGAAUUGUACAAGGUAAAAGAAAUGAUUUAUCAUUACAAGUUGAAAGAGGAAACUAAAGAUUUAACAGACUCAAUAAUUCUUGAUGGGAAGUCAAGAAGGAUGGAAGAGUUAUCGUUACAUUUCUCAGCAAUAGUUGACAAGAAAGAUGAACUCAUCAACCGACUUCAACAACCAUUCGUUGGUGACCAUAUCACAGUGGAUGCGGAAUAUCAGAGAUAUGUUGUUGAUGCUAUCCCAUGCCUAGCAAAUGUCCUCAGUAAUCUGACCACUUACAUUGAAAACUUAGAAUGGAGCACCAAGUUCACUUUGCAGGAUGGUGAAAUGGAGAAAAUCCUUGCUGAUGUUUCCUCGGUCUUGGCACAGAUGCAAAGCUUUUUUCAAAGUUUGUGCACUUCCCGAAAUCUUAUGUCAAAACUGAACCAAAAAUAAAACAUAUGGCAUAAUG
Molecule: messenger RNA, 751 nt
Organism: Dendronephthya gigantea
Lineage: Eukaryota; Metazoa; Cnidaria; Anthozoa; Malacalcyonacea; Nephtheidae
Product: AUGMIN subunit 2-like
Exons: 6
Coding region: 67-735 (222 amino acids)
Biological process (GO): centrosome cycle; spindle assembly; microtubule nucleation
Cellular component (GO): mitotic spindle microtubule; HAUS complex; centrosome
Source: RefSeq, a predicted model, not a curated record